AUAUAUAUGAUUAAUGCCAGCCCCCGCUGCUGAACAAAAGACGAAAAGACAAAGGACAACGCGGACAACCAUUUUCGUACGAGGUGAUCUGCUGGGCAGAGCUGAGCUGAGCUAAGCGGCACUGAAGACUGAAAGUCAUUGUGAUUCCUCUGUAAAUUGGUGAUAUCGCCAGAUUGAUCAAAAUGCCUAAGAAGAACUACUACGCUGUGGCCAAUGGUCGUCAAACUGGUGUUUACGACAAUUGGCAGGACUGCAAAGAUCAAGUCGAUGGAUAUUCUCGCAACAAUUUUAAGGGGUUUAGUACACCGGAUAAAGCUUGGGAUUUUGUUGAUCAACAUUCUUCAGGAGGAAACCGCGGGCAAUCAUUUGAUUCCAACAGUAGAGCUGUAGCUUCACGAAGUGGCAAUCAAGUUGCAUCAAGAGGUGGUCAGGGAGAAGUUAACUUCUAUCGAAGCACUGAUUACACGGAGGGACGAAACAGUGUUAUCGUCCGCGAACGUUCUUAUGCAAGUGGUAGUUCUGGAAAUGGGCAUUUUGUUGAGAAAUCCACUCGUACCUAUUGGAAGGAAAACAAGUAAAUCAACUGGAAGAAUAAAAAGCUAACGAGAUGCCAGAGAAAAGAGAAUCUUCAUGUUUUAUAUGUACUGAAGAGAGUUUACAGUAUAGAGUAUAUGCAUAGAUAUAUUUUGAAAAGAAAGUUUUUUUUUCUUUAGUUUAUUAAGUUAGGAUCAGUUGGAAUAUAUGUUAUUUUAUCUUUGUUAUCGAUUAUUCCUGGCAUCGACGUCUACAAGUUACUCAUUCAUUUAUCUUUUUCAAGAUGUGUCUUGAUCAAUAAAUAAAUAUAAUUCUUAUAUAA
Messenger RNA from Wasmannia auropunctata (little fire ant), 856 nucleotides. RefSeq names its product ribonuclease H1-like. NCBI's taxonomy places the organism in Eukaryota, Metazoa, Arthropoda, Insecta, Hymenoptera, Formicidae. The record is from RefSeq and is a predicted model, not a curated record. The transcript is spliced from 4 exons. The coding region runs from base 183 to 578 and encodes 131 amino acids.